Messenger RNA from Porites evermanni, 1638 nucleotides. The record is from the annotation of a GenBank genome assembly. NCBI's taxonomy places the organism in Eukaryota, Metazoa, Cnidaria, Anthozoa, Scleractinia, Poritidae.
AUGGCGCUUCUUUAUCGCGGAGAAUCACGGAAAAAGAUUUUGAGGCACCCCAUUUUCUGGAUGAAGAUCGCCGAGAUUGUAAGUGAGGGGUUUUCUCUCUCCCGCGUUCACAGAACGGAAGUCUCUGUUUGUAGCCAUUUAAGCUUACAAGUGUUACAGAAGUGUAGUUUAUUAGGAAAAUUGACAUCCUCUUGCAAUAUAAAUUAUCUUUCAAAUAUAAACUUAUUUGUCGGGAAUUUACUAGUGCCUGCUUUUUGUAACACUUGUUACAUAUUAAGAUUGUGUAAUUUCUUAAAUAGACAACGUGCAGGUAUUCGCGCACGUAAAAGUUGUGAUAGUAGAGCGGGUUUCCUGUAAGGAUGUAACUUUACUCUCCGUUGUAUACCAAAAUGCCCAAGCUGUCAGUUCGAUUUUGUUCAUUUCUCCAACUGUGUCGAAAUUCAAAUUGCCUUGCUCAUGUUUCCUGCUUUUUAACCUGAUCCGAUGUCAAAAUAUUACUUCACAACAGAGUAUCAAAUGUAGCAGCCUCAUGUACAUCCAUGCAUUGCCGAAAGUUAAAAACUACACGACAAAUGUUUUAUUGUGAUUUGUGCCAUAAUUAUUUUCUUAAAUGCCUAACCGUUAUAGCUGACACGUUGAUCUUUUUUCUUGCAUACUGCGAUUUUAUCAUCCACUUUGUUAUUGUUAAGAGUGUUUAUUUUAAGAAAGCAUGUCCUGACGGGUCAAUGUCACCGGUCGAUUCUAAUUUUAUUAAUUAAAGUCACGACUUCCCCAACAUCACGCUUUCGUUCGAUCAAGUGCUCAAGAAAUCAGGAAUUUUUCAGAUGACACUUUAUUAGUAUGGUGUAAAUUUUGAAUUGGAGCUGCUGUUUCACAAAAACGUAAAUCCAUUCCCAAGGUUUGACUGAUCAAAAACUCAUGAUUUCCUUUUUUUCUCAACAGGUCCUUAGUUUGAUUAUAUUUCCAUUAUGCAUCACGUACAAUGAAAAGGGUGGAAUCUAUGUGACAAACACUACAAGGAGUCUUAACUUUACGGUUAAAUACCCUUUUCAAUAUAACAACGAGACUAUAGUCUUCACUGGUGAAGACAACCCUGUCGGCAACUUCAACUUUGACCCUGCCAUUGAAGCUUGUGUGAAAAUCUUUGUUGGUGUGUCUGUUGUAACCUGCUUUGCUGCAGUAACAACUUUGAUAGUAGGCUGUGUAGUACAUAGAAAUGAGGAUAAGGCCAAUAAAGUUUUAACUGCUGUAAGUACUCUAUUUUUCUUUGAUUCUAAGUUUGGUAAUCAAAUCAGAUAUGAAGUGACUAUACACUAACAACUUGUACAUUUUUUUUCCUGCAUUGGUUUGAAAUUAUUUUAAUUGUUUGAAACAUAUCAAGUGUAUCCUUACGGUUCCUUAUUUACUUUGUUUGUUAUUUAGGAGAUAUUUGUAGCUCUCUUAAUGGCAUUUCUCCUUGUCAUAACCACAAGCCUCUGGCUUUACAACCUUCUUGAGUUGAGGAAAGAAGUUGAAGAUGAAAUAGUCAGUAUAAUCACAUCUUUAGGGCGUGAUCAGUGCAAGAACUGUGUGGAAUUCUUGCCAAGUUAUUCAGCAUUGUUUGCUUCAGUGGUGAGAUAUGUUUCUUUUAUAAAAUAA